AUGACAAGAAUCCAAAAGGCAAAAGAAGCCGCGAGAGAGAUGAGAUAUCGCCAAUGGCUUGGUCGGCAUUCACCGGCAUCCGUGUCACCAGCUCUUGUGGAAACAUCACACCAGACAUAUCCCGGUGCCCACGAAGCAGACUCCAAGAGUGAGGUCAAACAAGACACAAGGAAGAGACUCAGAGUCGAAGAGACACCCGAAGAAGCGAAUGAACCGAGCACCAAGGCAACGAAACACAAGGAUACUAACAGCAGCGCAGGCGAAGAGACAAGUUGA
Messenger RNA from Penicillium brevicompactum, 276 nucleotides. RefSeq lists its product as uncharacterized. The coding region runs from base 1 to 276 and encodes 91 amino acids. Lineage: Eukaryota; Fungi; Ascomycota; Eurotiomycetes; Eurotiales; Aspergillaceae. The record is from RefSeq and is a predicted model, not a curated record. The transcript has 2 exons.